CGACGCCCGCCUCCACACCAAGCUGCUCAUCGGGGUACAUAUAGAGCAUACACAACUGCACCAAACAUAUCGGAGGUACGCGUGUAUCGGCGGACAUGGUGCAAAGGACAAAAACGGAGGGCCCCUCGCAGGCCGAGCAACUGCUGCGAGUCACCUCAGGCAUCGCUGCUGAACUCAUCAAAGCACACGAUGCGGGCACCACUGUCUCUCUCAACGAACUCCGCGCGAAGAUGAGCAAAAAGUAUGGCUUUGGCGGCGUUCCGCGUCUAGUCGAUAUCAUCAGUGCAAUUCCGGAUGAUUACAAGAAAGCCUUGUUGCCAAAGUUGAAAGCGCGUCCGAUCCGGACAGCCAGUGGGAUCGCAGUAGUAGCGGUAAUGUGCAAGCCCCAUCGGUGUCCGCACAUCGCCAUGACUGGAAACAUCUGUGUGUAUUGUCCAGGAGGGCCCGACUCGGACUUUGACUACAGCACCCAGAGCUAUACUGGAUACGAGCCGACCAGUAUGCGAGCUAUCAGAGCGCGGUACGAUCCGUAUGAGCAGACACGAGGUCGAGUAGAGCAACUCAAAAGCCUCGGGCAUAACGUCGACAAGGUCGAAUUUAUUGUCAUGGGAGGCACGUUCAUGAGCAUGCCAGAAGAAUAUAGGAAUACCUUUAUCGCCCAGCUUCAUAAUGCCCUAUCCGGCUAUACCGGUCUCGACGUUGACGAGGCAGUACGGUACUCCGAAUUGAGCAAAUCCAAGGCGAUCGGCAUCACAAUAGAAACGCGGCCAGAUUACUGCCUGCGGCCACAUCUCAGUCAGAUGCUGCGAUAUGGCUGUACUCGCCUGGAAAUUGGCGUUCAGUCUGUCUACGAAGACGUCGCGCGUGAUACCAACCGCGGCCACACCGUGCGCGCUGUGACCGAAUCGUUUCACUUGGCGAAGGACGCAGGGUUCAAGGUCGUCGCACACAUGAUGCCGGACUUGCCCAAUGUCGGCGUCGAACGUGAUCUCGAGCAAUUCAAGGAGUACUUCGAGAACCCUGCAUUCCGCAGCGACGGCCUCAAAAUUUACCCCACCCUCGUCAUCCGCGGAACUGGCCUGUACGAGCUCUGGCGCACCGGACGGUACAAGAACUACACGCCCAAUGUGCUCGUAGACGUGGUGGCCCGCAUUCUGGCGCUCGUGCCACCAUGGACACGGGUGUACCGAGUGCAAAGGGACAUCCCGCUUCCGCUUGUCACGAGCGGGUGCGAGAACUCCGGGAACCUGCGCGAGCUCGCGCUGAACCGCAUGAAGGACUUCGGCGCGGAGUGCCGAGAUGUGCGCUUCCGCGAAGUGGGCAUCCACGAGAUCCACCACAAGGUCCGCCCGGAGUCCGUCGAGCUCCUCCGGCGGGAUUACGCCGCGAACGGCGGCUGGGAGACGUUCCUGUCGUACGAGGACCCGGAGCGGGAUAUUCUAAUCGGACUGCUCCGGCUGAGGAAGUGUUCGGAGGAGGGCACGUUCCGGCCGGAGCUGGUACGACGGGAGGAGGGUGGAUGUAGCAUCGUGCGGGAGCUGCAUGUGUAUGGAACUGCGGUCCCCGUUCAUGGCCGGGACCCGACCAAGUUCCAGCAUCAGGGUUUCGGUACCCUGCUGAUGGAGGAGGCCGAGAGGAUUGCCCGGGAGGAGCAUGGUAGCGUGAAGCUGGCCGUCAUUUCUGGCGUUGGCACUCGAGACUAUUACCGCAGGCUCGGAUACGAAUUGGAUGGGCCGUACAUGAGCAAGUCGCUGUUGUAGAGUAUACAUCGAUCCCUGUAGUAUUACAUGUCCGUCUCCGUAGUGUAUCAGUCCGCGAACACAAUGUACCCCUAGCAAUCAGUCUGCCCCGUCCUGGUCCCCGUCUCCGUCCCCCAGCACGAACGUCUGGAAGUUCGGGAACACGAGCUCCUCCUCGACCGUCUUGCGCACCACGUCCUGGAUAAAACGCUCCACGCGCGUGACGUUCUUCAGAACGUGCUUGUCCGCCUGCCCGAUCUCGCUCUCGAUGUAUAUCGUCGGCAACAACCGCUGCCCGAUGGGCAGCGGCUUCCCCGGUCGCGCACUCCCGAGCGCCUCCUCGUCCGUCUCCGUCGGGGUACCCCCCGAGGACGGCGUGUCGCGUUUCGGGCGCUCGCCGCCCAGCGGGCCAUACGGGUCGAGCUCGUCGACGAUGCACAGGUGCACGCGUUUUCGCUCCCCCUCGUACGCGACGACGACCUCCCCGUUGAAGAGCAGGCCCGUGACGGAGAGCUUGAUGGGCAGGGACAUGAACAUGGGGGACGGGUAGUUGAUGAGUAGGGAUGUUGUGAGGGUGAUGCGCAGGUUCGAGUGCCAGGUGAUGUGCGCGUGCAACUGUAGGUUAGGGUGCUGAGGAGGUGGUGGGGGCGGCGGCGCGGAUUCCUGUGGCGGGGAGGGGGACGGGGAAGGGGAUGGAGAGUCGGACACGCCGGCCUGUGAACCAGCGUCCGCUAUACGCUGCGACUCGCGCCGCGCCGCUAUCGAGGCUGGAGGUGCUGCGGACAUCGCAGACAUGGCGGACAGGUACAGUGAGGGCGAGGGGUACGACGGGCGGAGGUCCGCGAGGCUCGUGAGCGUAGGGCUCCAGAUAUCCCUCGGCGAGCGCAGGAACGGCGUCGAGUGCAGCAUGUCCAUCCCGCCCAUCCCGGGACCUAUCCCGUAGCGCAUGUGCGGAGGGAGGAGGUGAUACGCGGGCCCGUCCUCGACGCCCUUCCCGCGCACGGCCUUGCGCGAGACCCACUCGAAGUCGUCGUCCGAGAGCUCCGCGGCCGCGGCGCGCGCGCGGCCGUCCUCGUCCCCCUCGUCGUCGUCGUCGUCAUCGGCUUCAAGAAAGUCACGGUAGAUGUCGCGCAUGUCGACGAGCUCGACGUCGGGCGCGCUCGAGCCGAAGUCGAAGGAGGUGACCUCUAUGGGCCCGAUGAAGGACGGGCGGGAGGUGCUGGCGAGCUGCCGGUUGAUGAGGUCGACGAGCGUCGCUGCGAGCGACGAGUCCAGUCUGCUCCAUUCGAGGUCUAUGGACAUUGCAUGUGCAGAGGUUUUGUGUAUACAGCAGUGCUCAGAUUCAGA
Messenger RNA from Trametes versicolor FP-101664 SS1, 3086 nucleotides. RefSeq names its product histone acetyltransferase ELP3. Bases 96 to 1760 code for a protein of 554 amino acids. The record is from RefSeq and is a predicted model, not a curated record. The transcript has 11 exons. Gene Ontology annotation, cellular component: nucleus; elongator holoenzyme complex; cytoplasm. Gene Ontology annotation, biological process: tRNA wobble base 5-methoxycarbonylmethyl-2-thiouridinylation. NCBI's taxonomy places the organism in Eukaryota, Fungi, Basidiomycota, Agaricomycetes, Polyporales, Polyporaceae. Gene Ontology annotation, molecular function: iron-sulfur cluster binding; acyltransferase activity, transferring groups other than amino-acyl groups.